AUGCCCAGUCGGUCGCCCUUGUCUGAACCCUCCACUCUCGUUAUGCAGGAAGACUAUAGUGAUCCUGCCAUGAUCAUUGAACGCUUGAUCGCCACAGAGGGCGCUCUGGGACUAGGAAGAAUGAUUCAGGAAAAUCGAGACGAAAAGGAGAACGCUUCUCCAAGAAACAGUAUUAAGGGGGCGGCGACGACGACGACGUUGGCGGCGGCGGCGGCAGAAAGUGGACGGCACAAGGCAGAGCGGAGAACGGAGGAGGGCGGACGUGCCACGAAUGGGAGUGGGCGGCGGAAGGCGGUGAUGAACCAAGACGCGGCGUGA
This is a messenger RNA of Gryllus bimaculatus (two-spotted cricket), 318 nucleotides long. The record is from the annotation of a GenBank genome assembly. NCBI's taxonomy places the organism in Eukaryota, Metazoa, Arthropoda, Insecta, Orthoptera, Gryllidae.